CAGCAAUCCUAACAAACCAUCAGUGCUUCACAUGCUUGUCUCGUCCGUUACGAUUAGAGAAGGGGAACAAUUGGAAGUGCAUGGGUAGGCCAAAAGCAUCAGCAUCAACUCACCCAAGCCUGAGCUCCUCAUCCCAAUCCACUGUCGACGUGUCUCCUUCUGUGUCAAGGGCGGUGGCUGUGAGGCUGGUCGCUUCGCCCAUCUAAUUGGAGGUGGCUUUCCGAGUUCGCAUACCACAUCCAUGUCAGGUUUCGCGGACUUCGAUGCCGGUCAUCGUGACUUGGUAUCAGUGACAAAGUUCAAUUUCUAUGGCAAUCGCAUCCUAACAGCCUCAACCGACCAUCGCAUGAAGGUCUGGGAUCAGAAAGAUGGAGAAUGGCGACUAGUAGAUACAUGGCGCGCCCAUGACGCGGAGAUCCGCGAUGCGACUUGGAAUGGCCCUUUUACUGGCCAGCACAUCGGCAGCGUGGGCGAAGAUAUGAAAUGCAAGAUAUGGCAAGAAGAUGUUACGCAGCCUCUCAACUCGGGCCGGCGUUUCAGGUCCAUAUUUCGCAUGACGGCGCCGCAGCGCCACCCGUUCGUCUCCAUUGACUUUCGCAAUAUCGAUCUUGAAUCGUGGCUCGCAGUGAUCACGCGUGACGGAUAUCUCAUGGUUAUGGAGCCGGUCAGCCCGGAUACCCUUGCCGAUUGGCAGCCCUUGGACCAAUUCCGUGUCUGUAGUGCGCCCCAGAGAGGCGAGGAAACGAGCUUCAGGGUCCAGUUUCAUCAUGAUCCCACGGAUAUCACUCAUUCAGUUUCGCCUUCCUGGGACAGAAAAAGCCUGUCCCUCGUGGUGGCUGCUAUGGACAGUGUCAAAGUGUACCGUACUGAUGCCAAUCGUCGCUUCUACCAUGCGGUCGAAUUGAGUGGCCAUGGGGGUCUGGUCCGAGACAUUUCCUGGGCUAAUGGCUCGGUUCGCGGAUACGAUCUCAUUGCGAGCGGCUGCAAAGACGGGUUCAUCAGGGUUUUUGAGGUUUACACAUCCCCCUCCGACACCAAGACCAAGAAGCAAAAUGGCAGUCAUUCUCGGUCGGCCUCGCAGUCACUCUCAGUGCGCACGCAGGCCCAGUCAGGAAUUGGAUCGGCGCUGGCGAAUCAUGCUCCCGCCUCUCUAUCCGAUCGCGCGGCGACUGACGAUUCUAAUUUCAAACAUUCGUACAGGGAAGUCGCAUGCAUUGAUAGCAAACACCUUGAUGUGUGGCAAGUGGGCUUUUCAUACGCCGGUAAGUACUCCUCUCCUUCCUGGUUCAACAGUCCAACGCAAAGGCGUAACCGAGUCGAAUGUUUUAUAGGUGAUUGCCUCAUUUCUUCUGGCGACGAUGGUGCCGUGCGCUUCUGGAAAAAGUCUCUUUCAGGGCAAUGGCUCGAGUAUGCAGAGACUGAUAUGACUACUCAGUGAAUUGUAUCUCAGCUUGAGAAUCGAGGUUGAUCUGGCUUAUGAGAGUGCAGUAAGGCAUUAACUUAUACUAGUAACUGCGUUGCGGUUGUCUUGCCUGUCAUCUGUGGUGUUACUAGGCCCCAUGUUCUCUUCUGUUCUCCAAGUUCCGUCUUUCAAGUUCCCUCUUCGGAUGGCGUUUUUAAAUGGAUCACAUUUUGGAGGGAAAGGGGUGGCAUAGACCAUUGCUCUACAUCUGCUUAAUAUCUGGUCUCUCC
This is a messenger RNA of Aspergillus saccharolyticus JOP 1030-1, 1692 nucleotides long. RefSeq names its product putative nuclear pore protein (SEH1). The transcript has 2 exons. The record is from RefSeq and is a predicted model, not a curated record. Gene Ontology annotation, cellular component: Seh1-associated complex; nuclear pore outer ring. Lineage: Eukaryota; Fungi; Ascomycota; Eurotiomycetes; Eurotiales; Aspergillaceae. Gene Ontology annotation, molecular function: structural molecule activity; protein binding. The coding region runs from base 242 to 1438 and encodes 398 amino acids. Gene Ontology annotation, biological process: cellular response to amino acid starvation; positive regulation of TORC1 signaling.